This is a messenger RNA of Lactuca saligna, 780 nucleotides long. The record is from the annotation of a GenBank genome assembly. Lineage: Eukaryota; Viridiplantae; Streptophyta; Magnoliopsida; Asterales; Asteraceae.
AUGGAUAUUCAUUCUACUAUUUUAUAUCACCUGAAGGAGGAUAUGUGGUUAAGUUAUCUGGCACAAAAGCUAAUAUCAACGGAUCGCUUAGCCCCUCAAUCAUGGUGUGCAAUGGGAAAUUACUUUAGUAUGCAAAAAGACCAUGAAACUGCUCUCAAGAACUUUCAACGUGCAGUGCAACUGAAUUCAAGAUUUGCAUAUGCUCACACCCUUUGUGGUCAUGAAUAUGUGGCAUUGGAGGACUUUGAGAAUGGAAUAAAAAGUUACCAAAACGCCCUUCAAGUCGAUGCAAGACAUUAUAACGCAUGGUAUGGCCUUGCCAUGAUAUAUCUUCGCCAAGAAAAAUACGAAUUCUCAGAACAUCACUUUCGAAAGGCUCUCCAAAUAAACCCCUGUUUUUCUGUCAUAAUGUCUUACUUGGGAACCUCAUUGCAUGCUUUGAAGAGAAACGAAGAAGCGUUAGAGAUAAUGGAGAACGCGAUAAUAGCGGAUAAGAAGAACUCUCUCCCGAUGUAUCAAAAAGCUAACAUUCUUGUGAGCAUGGAAGAUUUUAAUGGUGCUUUGAAAGUUCUAGAAGAUCUUAAAGAAUACGCACCUGGUGAAAGCAGUGUGUAUGCAUUAAUGGGAAACAUACGCCUUAUGUAUGACAAGGCCAUGCUUCAUUUAGGUCUUGCAUUGGAUUUAAAACCUUCUGCGACAGAUGUCGCUACUAUUAAGGCAACCUACUUUUCUAAUAUAAGUAGUACAAGCCUGACACAUGUACGCAUGUGUCAGGCCUAA